Messenger RNA from Ambispora gerdemannii, 516 nucleotides. The record is from the annotation of a GenBank genome assembly. Lineage: Eukaryota; Fungi; Glomeromycota; Glomeromycetes; Archaeosporales; Ambisporaceae.
AUGUCUAACAAAAGUGGUGUUAUUUUACGUAUCGGAAUUCUCGCUGCUCGAGAUUUGGCGGCUGCAGAUAGGGAUGGUUUCUCCGAUCCAUAUGUAGUCGUCCGAGUUGGAAAUCAGAAAUACCAAACACAAGUAAUUAGCAAAAAUCUUAAUCCAGUCUGGAACCGAGUUUUCGAUGCAAAGUUAGGCCCCGAAAAAAUACCACAACACAUAGUAGUCACCGUAUGGGAUGACGACCGAAUCGGUCGUGACUUUCUCGGUGAGGUGACAAUUCCACUAAAACAAGUAUUUGUGCGUAAUAAUGGUGGACUAAAAGACGGAUUACCACGUUCUUAUGAUGAUCCGCUGAAUCAACCGGCCGCUUAUCCUUUGCAGAAACGUACGUCAAAGAGUGAGGUCAAGGGUGAUAUAGUGCUGAAAUUUGGAUUGGAAGAUAACGAUGGUGGUCCUCAAAGAAACGUGGAGGAAUGGAGUCAGUUUUGGGAGCAAUUCACUUUGCAAAUUGAGUUACGAUGA